Neurospora tetrasperma FGSC 2508 is the source of this 1779-nucleotide messenger RNA. RefSeq lists its product as uncharacterized. Gene Ontology annotation, molecular function: G protein-coupled receptor activity. The transcript is spliced from 5 exons. The coding region runs from base 1 to 1779 and encodes 592 amino acids. The record is from RefSeq and is a predicted model, not a curated record. NCBI's taxonomy places the organism in Eukaryota, Fungi, Ascomycota, Sordariomycetes, Sordariales, Sordariaceae. Gene Ontology annotation, cellular component: plasma membrane. Gene Ontology annotation, biological process: adenylate cyclase-activating G protein-coupled receptor signaling pathway; cell surface receptor signaling pathway.
AUGGACGAGUUCACCGGCACCACCCAGGCUCAGGUCGAACAACCGCCUGUGGAAUACAGUCAAGGCUACAUGAAUCUCACACAGACACAGCGGAACACCAUCGAGCAUGUCGAGAGGAUUGGCGCCUCUCUUAGCUUGCUUGGGGUGUUCCUGAUAUUCAUCGCCUAUGGCCUCUUCAAGCGAGUUCGGACAGUACCCAACACUUUCAUCCUCUUUGCGUCUAUCGCCAAUGUCGGGGCUAGCACGGCAUGCUUUAUCGGCUAUGCGGGUAUCGUGGCCGGCGAGAACUCGGCGCUCUGCCACACGCAGGCGUUUCUUCUUGAGAUGUUCAUGCAAUCAGACCCGUGGUGGUCACUUGCCAUGGCAAUAAAUGUCUUUCUGGUUUUCUUCUUCGCCCUAAACCCCAACGCUUUUCGCGACUACCUCUGGUUGUAUUGCCUGGUGUGCUAUGGACUUCCUUCGGUUCCGGCAAUCGUCCUCCUUGCUCACAGUCCUGCUACCACUCGCUACUAUGGAAAUGCCACGUUGUGGUGCUGGAUAGCCGACACAUGGAAUCCUCUGCGGAUUUACACCUACUAUUUACCUAUUUGGACGUGCAUCUUUCUCUCCGGACUGGUAUACCUCGCCGUGGGCUAUCAAGUGUUUCAUCAGCGUAAUCAGCUACGGAAUUUGACAUUCAGCAACCAAGGGAAAAACUACUCUGGAUCUGAACACAUAGAACUAGGCGAGAAGCACAGCUACGGUAUCAGCGCUGGCCGGGAUUCGCCAUGCCCUACUGUCAUUCCCAUGGAUCUCUCCAAUCAUCCAGGCUGCUAUGGCACCGUCACGACCCAAGUAGAAGUCAACAUCUCCGACAACACCGACUUCCAACCGAUGACCCCGACCUCACCGGCCCCGUCCAUUACCGAGGUCCCCCUUGCUACCCACCCCCCGGGUCAGAACAACGGUAUCCACCCUUGGGACUCCAACUACUCCUCGUCUUCCUCUUCCAGCGAGGACCACAUCGUCCCUCCCGCCGCCGUCUACGCCGGCUCUAGCUCCCCUCCCUUCGGUAUCCACGUGCACCACGCAACCAACGAGACCACUCACAACGGGGUCCCAAAAUCCAGCCUCAAAAAAACCACCACAUACAUCUCCCAAGGGGACCGUCCCUACCACCACGGCCCCGGCUACGGCCACACGUACUCCUCCUACAACCGCACCUCGAACACUACCACCACGGGCACGCACCAGGUCCACGCCUCCUCCUCCGGCGGGCACCAAUCCGCCUCACGCUUCCACACUCUCCGGUCCUCCCUCCGCCGUCCCUUUCGCAAAUUCUGGGCCAAGCUCCACCGCCUCGACCCUAUCAAGCUUGCCUAUCUGCGGACUUCCUUCGUCUUUGCCAUUUCCAUCCUGGUCACCUGGACGCCGUCCAGCAUCAACCGGGUGCACUCGUUGCUCUACCCCAAAGAUACCAGUUACCCGCUGAAUCUGGCGAGCGCGGUGGUGUUGCCGCUGCAGGGGGUGUGGAACGCGGUGAUCUUUGCGGCGACGACGUGGGUGGUGUUGAGGGAGGAGUCUACGCAGGGGUAUAAAGCGUGGAGAAACGGGAAUGGAGGCUCGUAUAACGGCUAUGGUGUUCAUUCGACGGUGAUGAAGGAUGAUGAUUUUCUGGAGACGAGGAGCCAUUGUAGUGGCGGUGCUAGUGGUGGUGGUAAGAAGAAGAGCGGCAAGAAGGGGCCGAUGGAUCCCAAUCGGUUGGGCACCGUGCGAGUCAUUAGGGAUGGCUCGUUAUGA